GUUCAUCCGAUAAUUUAAAUAAACAUCAAAGAAAUUUAAACUCGAAACCCUCAAUCGCUCAAAACUCGCUCAGCCUUCACAGUCUCGCUCAAAUGCUGGUGCUGCAGUCUCAUGCACGUUUCGCAUUUCCUGGGUUGCCCUAUCUGAGACCGUUGAUCGACUCCACCUGUAAUUGCUCCCCUCUUCAGCCUCUUCUUAUAUCGUGGACACUUGUAGUUGCAGAUGACAAUGUCUGCAUCUUCAUCUCCUCUGUGGUGAUUAAGUUUGGAGUUUCAGGCUUUCAGCUGAUCAAGCACAACAUCAUGUCGUUGUUGUUUUUAUGAUGUAAAGACCUGAGCUUUAACGAUUUGUCUAUCACUAUCAUCAAAGAAAAUUAAAUUCAUCCGUAAAGGCUAAGUCUUAAAGCGCCUCUCUUUGCCGCCGACCCCAGAUGAGCCUGAACCAAGAGUUCCGCUUGCGCCUAGAGGCCUGCUUCCCCUUCAAAGAUCAAAUUAGUCACCACUUUCUUGUUAGGGAGGGCUUAAAGCAAAUUUCUCAAGCAUUGAAGGAAAUCGACAGGCUAAUGGAACAAAUGUUAGCUGCAAUCAGAAUCUUGAUACAGUGAGGAGAGAUGGCUCUAAUUCGUCGUCGACCACAGGAGGAUCUGAAGUAGCAUUUUUGCACAGCACAGGAAUCACCAGGAAAUUGUGCGAGUGGAAGACGCAAGAGGUUCUAUGAGAAAGGUGUUUGGGUGGGAGCCAACAAGGGGCGAAUUAUCCAAGGUUGUAGGAUCUGAUAUCAGCGACAUGCGAUCAUCACUAAAGAGGGGAUGGUAUAGUAAACAUACAAUAAUAAGCAAUUUGAUGGGUCUUAUCAGAUCUAUCACAUUGGAACAUGAACAUCAGGGUAGAGGUGUUGCCAUCGAGGAUCUUCUUCAGGCUGGUGUCCUGUCGCUGUUGCGGGGGAUUAAUAAAUUUGAUCAUUCAUGAGGAUACCGUCUCUCAACUUACUCAUAUUUGUGGAUCAAGGAUGGCAUUACAAAAGCGUUUGCAUGUAUAUACACUGAUUACCUGUGUCCCAAAAACAAAUAAGCUAUUUUCUGAAAAUGCUGGAAGGAUUCCAAGACCGGAUGAAGUUGCUGAAAUUGUUGGGUUGUCUGUUGAAAAUCUAUCAAUGGUUCUACAGGUCUCUAAGGAUCAGCCAUUCCGCAGGGGCUCCUACAUUACACACAUGCACUUGGUUCCUGAUGAAGAUGCUGAAACUGCCACAGAAAUAUUCAUGAGAAAGCUUCUACGUGACGAGAUGACUAAACUGAUUGGAUCUAUUAGUCCCAAAGAAGCUGAAGUGUUGAGGUGUUUAAAUCUUAUUAUCUUCUAGGUUCUCACCCUGCGAAUGAUCAUGUUGGCAUAUCGAAGUACCAGUCUGCGAGCAGGGGCUAUUCUGAGAGAGUAGAUGAUGCCAUUAUUUUAGUUUUGCCUUGGGGGGCUUUUGCUGUAUAAAUGCUUCACAUUUUGGUUUAGAAUGUGAUACCUGUACAUAUAGGUGAUGCUUGGUGUACUAUAGCUCACAUUUAUAAUAUGAUCUUUCUAUAAA
Nymphaea colorata (pocket water lily) is the source of this 1572-nucleotide messenger RNA. RefSeq lists its product as uncharacterized. The record is from RefSeq and is a predicted model, not a curated record. NCBI's taxonomy places the organism in Eukaryota, Viridiplantae, Streptophyta, Magnoliopsida, Nymphaeales, Nymphaeaceae. The coding region runs from base 874 to 1356 and encodes 160 amino acids. The transcript has 10 exons.